AAUGCACAUGUUGUUGUAUGCCUGUUCACCUGGCGAGCAAGUGCACUUUCAGUUCGCAAAAGUUGUCGUCGGGACGGAUGCAUUUAUUCAGCUCAGAGAAACGCGGCAAGGAUGCGACAAUGCCAGGUCAAAAAUAUGUAGUUUUAACUCUGUGAUUCUGAUUUGCUACCAAAAUUUCCUGACUAAUGAGGCAGUUUUUCUGACAAGAAAAGAUCAACCAUGGCAGAUGAAGGUGUAGAUGAAAUAGCAAGUAACAACCAACACAGUGACGUACUGCUCUCUGACUGUAGCAACAACCACACAGAGGGCAAUAUUCAAAACAAUGACUGUGCAAUUACAGCUAAAAAUGAAACGAAGUCUCAGCUAGAAGGUCAAGGGUCAUCUAAUAACGUGAGACAAGGUUUGAAGAGUAAGAAUAACACAUCUGACCUUGACCUUGAUGAUACAGCUGACCUUGACCCUGCACCAGUUACUGACUCCCGAAGUGAUGCCUCGAUGGAGGUUCAGCAUUUAGAAUUAACAGGAAUGAGAGAAGAUGAUAGUGGGAUUAAUGUUGAGACUGCUUCCCCUUCAAAAAGUGAAAUAUCUGACACAGAUGUUACGAGCACCACAGAUAGCGGCAUUAACAUAGCUCAGCAGUCCGACCCAGAGAGCAUCAGUAUAGCAGAGAGCAUUAAGUUAGAAAAUGAAGCCAGCGAUGCUGGGAAAAUUGACAUUUUCUUGGACAAUGAUGAAGUAGAUGACGAUGAUGACGAUGAUUUGAUUUCUUCAGUCCAAACAUUAGAUCACCAUAGUAACACUAGCACUCCUGUUCAAAGUAAAGAAACCACAGCAAAAGUAUUAGUUUUACAAGACAUUGACAAUGCAACAAAAAGUGAUAAUAAAACAGACAGAUCUCCAAAUACUGACUCUAAAAGAGGUGACCUUGACCCAGAAACUGCGGGUCAAGGUCAAACCCCAUCAGUAUCUCAGACCUCUGACUUUAAUGACGGCAUGUUACCAGACAUGGUUGACACUGAUGACAGCAAUCCCAUAGGCCAGUAUGACUUUAAUGUUGAUGAAGAAAUGAAAGUGUAUCGCAAACAAAAGCGUGAUCGCAGGAUGUCCACCUCGUCCAGUAGUGACGAUGAUCUCGAUGAUUUGGCUUUCGGUAAAGAAGAGGAUGCUAAAUUCAGUAGUGAUGAUGAGGAUGAAGACAAAAGCAACAUGGAUUUAGACAAUUCGAGUCCUUUGUUGAAUAAUUGGCAUGCCUUGGGGCAGUUGCGGCAGCGCGAGUUAGGCGUGAGUAACUGGAAGCACCCUCGACUGUUUGCAAUCGACUGCCAUGCCAGUCUUUACAUGGUUCAGAAACUACAGCUCCAGUAUAAGAUGGAGAAACACGAUGGCUGUGUAAAUGCCUUACAUUUCAAUGAAACUGGUACCAGAAUUGCCAGUGGUUCAGAUGACCUGCAGGUGAUACUAUGGAACUGGAUGGAGAACAAACCGGCUCUGGCUUUUGACAGUGGACACAGGAGUAAUGUGUUCCAGGCCAAGUUUAUGCCAUAUAGCGGGGACGCACACAUCGUCACAUGUGCUCGUGAUGGUCAGGUGCGCUUGGCGGAACUUUCGCUGACUGGAGUAUGCAAAGAAACCAAGAAACUGGCCCAACACAAGGGGGCAGCACAUAAGCUGUCUGUGGAGUAUGACAGCCCCCAUGUUUUCCUGAGCUGCGGUGAGGAUGCUGUUAUCUUUGAGAUGGAUCUUAGACAGGACAAAGCUAAUAAGAUUGCUAUGACCAAAGAGAAUGAUAAGAGAGUGGCUCUGUACUCCAUCCAUGCUAACCCUAUGAAUUCUUUUGAGUUUUGUGUGGGAGGAAGAGAUCAUUUCAUCAGAAUUUAUGACAAGAGGAAGCUCAGUGAAGAUGAAAAUGGUAUUGUGAAGAAGUUCUGUCCACAUCACCUGCUGAACAGUGACAUCAAGGCUAACGUGACAUGUGCUGUAUACAACUACAAUGGGACAGAAGUCUUGGGGACAUACAAUGACGAGGACAUCUAUCUAUUUGAUGCCACUCACUCUGAUGGUGCUGAAUAUAUUCAUAAGUAUAAAGGACAUAGGAAUAAUGCAACAGUGAAAGGAGUCAAUUUCUACGGCCCGCGCAGUGAGUAUGUGAUAGGGGGCAGUGACUGCAGUCAUGUGUUUCUGUGGGACAAAGCUACAGAGAGAGUUGUGCAAUAUAUGGAGGCAGAUGAGGGGGGUGUGGUCAAUGUAUUGGAGCCCCACCCCCAUGCCCCCUUCCUGGCUACCAGUGGUCUGGAUCAUAACGUGAAGAUCUGGGCACCUACAGCUGAAGAACCCACUAAACUGGAGGGACUGAAGGAGUGUAUGAAGAAAAAUUCCAGAGAGCGCGAGAGGGAGAGAACCAACGAACCUGAUAUGGACGGACAGAUGAUGUGGUUUCUCAUGCACCACCUACGACGGACUGCACGCCGCAGGGCAAGACAAGAAGGAGAGGAUGUCUCUGAGAGUUCUUCAGAUGCUGAUUCCACAUCCUCCGACUCUGAGGAAGAAGCCAGAGAGAGGCUGCAGUGUAUGCCGUCUUAAAUCUUCUGUCUAAACACAAAGUGCGCUGUCAUAUUUUUGUCUGAACACAGGGAGUUAGCAGCAGUAACAUUGACAGAAUAUUGAAGAUUGAGAAAGUCCAGCAAACUAUGUCAUAGUGGGAUGUGACCACAGAUUCUUGAGCCUCUUGAGAGUAAUCAGCAGUGACACACAGACAGAAUAAAAAUGGAGACACACUUUUUGCUCAUAUUGUGGACAGUCUAGUGACAGUGGUCAUAAUGAGAUGUGGACUUAAAAGUGAAUAAUUAGAGUGGACUCUUUAUAUUUACUUAGGAAGAUGGAAGAAUUCUUGUUGAACAUUUUGUGUCCUCUUCAAAGUUAUAUGCACAUAUAUUGGUUCUUUUUCAUUACUGACAAAGCAUUUGGAGA
Messenger RNA from Lingula anatina, 2967 nucleotides. RefSeq lists its product as uncharacterized. The record is from RefSeq and is a predicted model, not a curated record. Gene Ontology annotation, molecular function: protein binding. Gene Ontology annotation, cellular component: Cul4-RING E3 ubiquitin ligase complex; cytoplasm. Lineage: Eukaryota; Metazoa; Brachiopoda; Lingulata; Lingulida; Lingulidae.